CAGCAACAGCAACAGCAGCAGCAGCAGCAACAAACGACGCCUACAACACAUUCCACACCUACGCAUGCUGUUAUGUAUGAGGAUCCCCCACCUGUGCCAAUUGUGCCCGUGCAGCAGCAGCAACAACAACAGCCGCCUCUUCAGCAUCUGCCCCCGCCACAACAGCAACAACAACAGCAACAGCAACAGCUUACAACAACUCCUGUUGGUAGUGCUCUUAGUCCCGCCCAGACGCCUACUGGAACUGCACCACAGCAAAGUCAGCAUCUCACAUCACCUCAUCAUCAGCAACAACAUCAACAGCAGCAACAGACGCCGAACAGCGUUUCAAGUGGCGCCACCUCAAGUCUCCAACAACAAAGCUCAGUUGUGGCAUCUGGUCAAAGCCAAAUUGUUGCGCCAACAACAGCGAGUGUCUCUCCCUCCAGUGUCAGUUCCCAACAAGCAGACAUGUCCAUCUCAUUAGCACCAAUACAUAUACCCGCGAUCAGGCCUGGCUUUGAGACGGACGCAACGACGCCUGUUAAGCGGCACGCGCAUCCGUGGCCGUACGACAAUGAGUUCAACCAGUACCAUGCCUCGCCGUACUAUCUCGAUAGGGAUCGCAAGCCUAUGUUCUACGGUUACCCCGAGACCCAGUUUCAGCCUGCAUAUUGGCCCAACUAUCGCGAUCAGCCAACCUCCGCUGCAGCGGCGGCCUACAUGAGCGCCACCGACGAGCGCCAUGCUUCAGUUAGUGCGGCAGCAGCGGCGCGACAGUCUGUGGAAGGCACCUCGCAGUCCAGCUACGAGACACCCACCUACUCCUCACCAGGUGGGCUGCGCGCCUUCCCCGAGGCCUACUCGAGUACAGGCACUUCUGGCGGCCUUUCGGUUGGUGCUGUGGGUCCCUGUACGCCGACAAAUGCAAUGCAUGAGUGGACCGGACAGGUGUCGGUGCGAAAAAAGCGCAAGCCUUACUCAAAGUUUCAGACACUGGAGCUGGAGAAGGAGUUUCUUUUCAAUGCGUACGUUUCGAAACAGAAGCGUUGGGAGCUGGCGCGUAAUUUGCAGUUGACGGAGCGUCAGGUGAAAAUUUGGUUUCAAAACCGACGCAUGAAGAACAAGAAGAACUCGCAGCGACAGGCAACGCAGCAGAAUAACAACAACAACUCCAGCAGCAAUCACAAUCAUGCUCAGGCAGCACAACAGCAUCACAACAACCAUCAUCUUAACUUGGGCCUGAGCAUGGGUCACCAUGCCACGAAGAUGCACCAGUGACCUUUGGACAACAGCAACGCUGGCGCCAUGGGCUUUGCCACUUACUAGCAUUUAGCCAAUCCCAAUCCGAGUCCCCAGCCACAUUUUGAGCCCAAUCUUAAUUCGAGCUCAAUUUCAAAUCCAGUCAAGAACGAAAUGAUGCUCGACUUUACGUGCUAGUUAAAGACAAGACCCACAAACAGUACUUGUAUGCCAAAUACAUCGACCUGCAAAUUAUGUUCGAGGUAGAAAUGUGGCGGCUGAUGAGGAGGGAGGCAGCUGAGAGCUUAGGAGCUGGCGUUGCUGUUUUAUUCAAAGUUUAAGUCGUUGGCUUAGGCCAAGAAGAGUUUCAAAUGUUCUUUAAUGAAAUACAGUUAAUUAAUAAGUCCGUUCUUGAGGUAACCAUAUAUAAAAGCAAAUGCGAAGUCAAAACGAAACAACAAAUGUAAAUCACCCAGUUUAUUAACGCUUGGUGCGGUAGAUGAAUGCAGUUACAGGGUUAGCUGCAUAAAACAUCAAUGUAAACAUUAUAUAAAAUGGGAGGAGGAAGAAGAGGAAGAAAAAGAAUGAUGCACACUCA
This is a messenger RNA of Drosophila hydei, 1819 nucleotides long. It is a transcript of the gene Abd-B, whose product is annotated as homeobox protein abdominal-B. Gene Ontology annotation, biological process: regulation of transcription by RNA polymerase II. Gene Ontology annotation, cellular component: nucleus. Gene Ontology annotation, molecular function: RNA polymerase II cis-regulatory region sequence-specific DNA binding; DNA-binding transcription factor activity, RNA polymerase II-specific. NCBI's taxonomy places the organism in Eukaryota, Metazoa, Arthropoda, Insecta, Diptera, Drosophilidae. The record is from RefSeq and is a predicted model, not a curated record. Bases 73 to 1260 code for a protein of 395 amino acids. The transcript has 5 exons.